Messenger RNA from Raphanus sativus (radish), 1555 nucleotides. RefSeq names its product serine/arginine-rich splicing factor RSZ21. The coding region runs from base 119 to 697 and encodes 192 amino acids. The record is from RefSeq and is a predicted model, not a curated record. Gene Ontology annotation, biological process: mRNA splicing, via spliceosome. Lineage: Eukaryota; Viridiplantae; Streptophyta; Magnoliopsida; Brassicales; Brassicaceae. The transcript has 6 exons. Gene Ontology annotation, molecular function: zinc ion binding; RNA binding. Gene Ontology annotation, cellular component: nuclear speck.
UAAACUUUUCGGUCCGCUAAAAAUUCGUGCUCUCUUUCCUCUCCCAAGUCGGAACCCUAAAUACAUCCUCCCCCUUCGCCGCAAGCCCUCGAUUCUCAGGUUUGUCUGAUUUUGCAACAUGACAAGAGUUUACGUCGGGAAUCUCGACCCUCGGGUCACCGAAAGGGAACUUGAAGAUGAAUUCAGAAUCUUUGGCGUCCUUCGCAAUGUUUGGGUAGCUCGAAGGCCACCAGGCUACGCUUUCCUCGAGUUCGAUGAUGAAAGAGAUGCUUUGGAUGCUAUCAGAGCUUUGGAUGGGAAGAAUGGAUGGCGUGUGGAGCUUUCUCACAAAGAUAAGGGAGGUCGUGGAGGUGGUGGUGGUCGUCGUGGUGGUAUUGAGGACUCCAAGUGCUAUGAGUGUGGAGAGCCUGGUCAUUUUGCGAGGGAGUGUCGCCGUGGUGGUCGAGGAGGCUAUGGGAGGCGUAGAAGCCCUAGCCCUCGCCGUCGUAGGAGUCCUGAUUAUGCAUAUGGACGCAGGAGCAUCAGCCCUCGUGGAAGAAGGUCUCCUCCUCCAAGGCGUCGCAGUGUGAGUCCACCUCCACCUCGCCGCCGGAGCUACAGCAGAUCCCCACCACCGUAUCGUGGCUCAAGACGUGACUCUCCUCGCCGCAGAGACUCUCCCUAUGGCCGACGUUCACCAUAUGCCAAUGGGGUGUGAGACUCUUACGGAAGAAGAAGGAACACUGAGUGUCGCUGUGCUCGUUAGGAUAUGUUUGCUAUGCUAUUAGUUCUUCUAGGGUUGGUUGUUGAGCAUGGACUCGUCGUGUAGUGGCAUCUUAUUAGACUUUUCUGUGAUUUUGGAAGCUGUUCUCCAAUGGCUCUCUGUCUUGUUCUUGUUAACCUGGACUACUGUCGAGAGUAUCGACCGUGUUGGCUUGCUGUCUUCAGCGUGCUUGAACCCUAAGGUCGUUUUCAUGCUUUAUUUGACUUAUAUCAUCCAUAUAUAUAUAUAUAUGCUCCUGGUGUGUUUGGUUGAAUGCAGUUUUCUUAUACAUCUCAUUCUUGUGACAUAUCUAAAAGGUUAAAGUGUUUUCAUUCUUUUUUUUUUGCUUGUGAGGUAUGAUUUCUGGUAAGGGCAGCUGCGCUGCAUCUUAGUCUUCCACAACUUUUGCUUUGUCAUCUUCAACCCAUCAAAAUCUGCAUCAUCAUCUCGACCAUCAUCAAUCAGCUAGUUUUGCAUGUUGUUACAUUAGAUCGCCUUGUUCUUUGCUCAUCACUUUACUACAAUAUGCAACCAAGCUUCUAAUGAGAAAGACGAAGUUGUUUCGUCACCCUGCCCCUUCCUCAACCUUGGUCUCGGCUUGCCAAUAGUUUUGCACAUCACUUCUUGAUCACUUUAGUUUUCAACAUCUUUGUCACGCAUCCAUUGGUACUAUUAAUCUUUCUCUGGGGUUAAAUACUAUGGUUAAAACUACAUGUAAACCCUUUGUGGAUGCUUCAUUUUGUAUUGCUUGUGGAAGGUGUUGAGUCUACUGUGAUCAUGAUUUGAUUUUCCAAUGGCAUGUUUCUUUUAUCA